GGACCUCCACGGCGAGGGGGCAGGGCUCAGAGCGGUUUCCUCAGACUCCGCCCCCAGCGGGGAGCCCGCGAAGCGCAAGGUCAAAUUCGCCUUGGUCCCCACCCCCAGCUUGGGGGCGGAACGGACCAGGCCCGGCCCGGAAGCGACCCAGUGUACCGAUACUCGUCUUGGUCUCUGUCUGGUCUUUGAGCUGAGGUGACAGCCCUGGUUUGGCCCAGCCGUCCCCAGAGAUUCGCCCGCUGCCACUGCGGAGCCCCGUGAGGCUCAGAUACUUCAGGCACUGCCCUGGGGAUUCAAAUGGGAGUCAGAGUGACAGAGUCUCGAUCCUCCUGGAGCCCACACAUAUCAUGAGGCAGAAGCUCCUAAUCAUACAGCAACAGAUCAUACACUGAAUUAAUUGUCACCACAGAGGAACCUUCAUGCCAUAGGCAGGGUGGCCACUGCAGGACAUGUGGAUGUGCCUGACAAGAUGAAGAACAGAAUCCCUGUGGUGCUUCUGGCCUGUGGCUCCUUCAACCCCAUCACCAACAUGCACCUGCGCUUGUUUGAGGUGGCUAGAGACCACCUGCACCAAACAGGAAUGUACCAGGUGAUAGAGGGCAUCAUCUCACCUGUUAAUGACAACUACAGGAAGAAGGACCUGGUACCUUCCCAUCACCGAGUGGCCAUGGCCCGUCUGGCCCUACAGACGUCAGACUGGAUUCGGGUGGACUCCUGGGAGAGUGAACAAGCACAGUGGAUGGAGACUGUGAAGGUGCUGAGGCAUCAUCAGAGCCAGCUGCUCAGAUCUGCAACCCAGAUGGAAGGCCUGGACCCUGGCAAGGCACCCUCAGGCCCUGCAGCUGCACCUGAGCUGAAACUCCUCUGUGGGGCAGACAUCUUGAAGACCUUCCAUACCCCCAACCUCUGGAAAGAUGCUCACAUCCAGGAAAUAGUGGAGAAGUUUGGCUUGGUGUGUGUGAGCCGGGCAGGGCAUGAUCCAGAGGGAUACAUUUUGAGUUCGCCCAUACUAUGCAAAUAUCAGCACAACAUUCAGCUGGCCAGGGAGCCAGUGCCGAAUGAGAUCAGUGCCACGUAUGUCAGAAGAGCCCUGGGCCAAGGGCAGAGCGUGAAGCACCUGCUUCCGGACACUGUCAUUGCUUAUAUCAAGGACCAUGGCCUGUAUAUGACUGACAGUUCCCAGAAAGGCAGAAGUUCCCAGGACAAUAAAGGAAAGACAAGCUAGGCAGGCCCUCAGUCCGCUACUCCACCACCCAGAACCUCCUGCAGAGGUUUUUGUUUUGCUUUGUUUUCGGUUUUCCUGGCUCUUUUGGUUUAUUACUACAAUGAUUUAACUUCUGGCGACUCUUCUACCCCAGGAAGAGAUACAUUCUGUCUGUGUGGCCAGAAAAGACAUUUAUCAAAGAAGCUAAAAUGGUGUGGCAGAGCAUCAAGAUUAGGCAGCCUUGCUUGGAGCGGCUGGACAAGGAGACUUACUUAUUUUGUGUCAGUGGUAAUUAUGGCAGGCACACCGAAUGCCAUUCUGAGCUUGCCUGGGCCCCUGAAGGUCAACUCAGAAUUGCCCACGUGCAUUUUUUAACUAGAGCCAGGUGUGGCCCACUGGUCCUGAUUGGCAGGAUUUGACAGAAUGCUAAUUACUGAACAGGGGGCCUUGUGGAUGUCCUUGUUUCAAACAGUAAUGUUAACUAAGAAGUACAAAAUUUGGAAACCACUCUUGCAUCAUAUGUUCCUUUACAAACUGUUCAACUGUUGUCUGCCUGCCUUCUGACCUUUCAUGAAAUUCAAACUAAACUCUAAGUAGUGAAUCUCAAACAAUAUUUUUGAUACAAGUAUUUUUAACACCGUUAUACUCUAAACACCAAAGCUCCUGGUGUUCAAGUUUCUAAAAGGAAACUGAGGUAAAACAGAUGCUAAUUUUAGAGAAUCUUUUUAGAAUGUUUUAUGACUGCCGGCCUGUUUGAAUAUUGGCAAAGCAAUAAAUAAUAA
Molecule: messenger RNA, 1986 nt
Organism: Fukomys damarensis (Damara mole-rat)
Lineage: Eukaryota; Metazoa; Chordata; Mammalia; Rodentia; Bathyergidae
Gene: Nmnat3
Product: nicotinamide nucleotide adenylyltransferase 3
Exons: 6
Coding region: 470-1225 (251 amino acids)
Biological process (GO): NAD+ biosynthetic process
Cellular component (GO): mitochondrion
Molecular function (GO): nicotinate-nucleotide adenylyltransferase activity; nicotinamide-nucleotide adenylyltransferase activity
Source: RefSeq, a predicted model, not a curated record